Messenger RNA from Pipistrellus kuhlii (Kuhl's pipistrelle), 1524 nucleotides. It is a transcript of the gene STARD6, whose product is annotated as StAR related lipid transfer domain containing 6. Lineage: Eukaryota; Metazoa; Chordata; Mammalia; Chiroptera; Vespertilionidae. The transcript has 7 exons. The coding region runs from base 679 to 1356 and encodes 225 amino acids. Gene Ontology annotation, molecular function: lipid binding. The record is from RefSeq and is a predicted model, not a curated record.
CCCUCUGGGGUGGGUGUUCUGGUUACGCGCAUCCACGUCGCUGCCGCUCGCGCCCUCUCCCACCUCCCUCUCCGCCGGCUCCCGGGGCCGAAUGAGGGCACUCGGUAGCGGAGAUUUGGGAUUUCGGACUCCAGCUCUCCACUCCUUCCAAGUGCGCUGGUCCCCUCGCUUCCGGAGCAUCUCUUUCCAGGAUAAGACAUCAUCUGGGCCACGGGCGACGUCCCAGACCGCUUCCUCCCCUCCCUCCUCAGUUCCUUCCUUUUUUCCUCCCCGAGCCCGGCCCCCCUUGGGCUCCCCAGCCCCUCACACUCAAAGCAGAUGCGGGAUCGGAUCGGAGGAAGGAGGGCUCGGGUCCAACACACUCCUGGGGGUCCUGGAUUCCCAGGAAGAACGGCAGUGACCCCGUACGGACCGGGGACCCAGGCAGGCAGCCCGGGAAGAGGGAGAUUAUGCUGUACAGACAGAUGUAAAGACCCACGUAACAACGUGUGUGAACUGCCCUCAAGGCCGGCUCAGGAGAUGAGGUGCGAAGAACCCAGUUUCAACCAAGUGGCAUAUCCAAGAAGAUGCCAUCGCAGUGUUGGUUUGUGUUUCUUUCCCACUGACCCUGCGGGCGAAGAGACCCUGAUCACUCCACCGGAACAGACCGCACUCAGCCCAUGUCACACUGCCAGGUAGAUGGACUAUAAGGUACUUGCCCAACAAACUGCUCAAGAGAUUUUAGGUUACAGUCAAGAUACAUCAAGCUGGAAAGUGGUUAAAUCUUCUAAAAAAAUAACUGUUUCUAGCAAGGCUUCUAAAAAAUUCCUUGGAAAUCUAUAUCGUGUUGAAGGAAUAAUUUCAGAAUCAACAUCUAAACUAGCUGAUUUCCUCUUCAAGCCUGAAAUUAGAAUUACAUGGGAUAAAUCAUUGAAAGAGUACACUCUGAUACACAAGAUUGAUUCGGACACAUUCAUAUGUCAUGCCGUUACACAAAGUUUUGCCAUGGGCUCCAUUUCCUCCCGAGACUUUAUCAACAUGGUAUACUUCAAGCGCUGUGACGGGAAUGUGUAUGUGAUCAGCUCUAUAAGUGUGGAUUUUCCAGGAUUUCCUCCAUCUUCACAUUACAUCCGUGGUUAUAACCAUGCUUCUGGCUUUGUCUGUUCACCUCUGAACGAUAAUCCAGCACAAUCCAAACUAGUGAUGUUUGUCCAGACAGAAAUGAAGGGGAAAUUGUCCCCAUCAAUAAUUGAAGCAACUAUGCCUUCCAACUUAGUGGCCCUCAUCCUCAAUGCAAAAGAUGGAAUAAAGACAUACAAAGGUCCGCCAGAUCGUGGAUAUAACCGUAAUAGCCAGUCACUCCAUAAGAAGAAAUGAGGUUGUUUACAACGAGGCCAUAUAAAAUCAUGUGUGGCAGUUACUGCAGUUUACUUCUAAGUCAAUAUGCAUAAGUACUGUUAAACUUUUCUAGACAGUAUUCUUGUACAAAUUAUUGAAGGUACGUUGUGGAAAUAAGAACUCAUAGUUGUACAGGAGAACAGUCUU